AUGAUGAUCCGAGUAAGCACCGGUGUUCAUCGCCGUCUGUGUUCUCGAUACUCAAGUUUUGCCGGCUAUGUUGAGCUAGAUCCUAAAAAUCCCGUCUCCGGAAACAGAAUUGCGAUCCCAAUUCCUCACAGAAGGAAUCCGGAACCUAAAGGGCAAGACCUUGAUUUCGUCAAUGUCGCUCACAGCCACCUGAUUCAAUCUGAUUGGGAAAAGCUCGAAAACCUCUCCGCCCGAUUGGAUUCGUUUAGGGUGAAGAACAUCCUCAUGAAAAUCCAGAAAGAUUACGUUCUCUCCCUCGAGUUCUUCAACUGGACGAAAACCCGAAACCCAGGUUCACACUCUCUGGAAACCCACGCCGUAGUCCUUCACACUCUCACCAAAAACCGGAAAUUCAAAUCCGCAGAGUCUAUCCAGAGAGAUCUCCUCGUAACCGGCGGUGUUGAUUUGCCUGCAAAGCUCUUUCACGCACUGUUGUAUUCCUACCGAGAAUGUGACUCAACGCCACGUGUCUUCGAUUCGCUUUUCAAAACAUUUGCGCAUCUGAAGAAAUUCCGAAACGCCACAGACACGUUCACGCAGAUGAAGGAAUACGGGUUUCUUCCAAAUGUCGAAUCUUGCAAUGCGUACAUGAGCUCGCUGCUUAGUCAAGGGAGGGUCGAUAUCGCUCUGAGGUUUUACAGAGAGAUGCGUCGGUGUAAGAUAUCCCCAAACACGUACACUCUCAACAUGGUGAUCUCAGGUUACUGUAGAUGUGGGAAGCUUGAUAAAGGCAUUGAGCUGCUUCAAGACAUGGAAAGAUUGGGGUUUCAAGCCACGGAUGUGACGUAUAACACUUUGAUAGCGGGACACUGCGAGAAGGGUCUUUUGAGCUUGGCUUUGAAGCUUAAGAACAUGAUGGGGAAGAAGAAUGGGUUGCAGCCUAACGUGGUUACUUUCAACACUCUCAUUCAUGGGUUUUGUAGAGAUGGGAAGUUGCAAGAAGCGAGUAAGGCUUUCGGUGAGAUGAAAGCGGUUAACGUAGCUCCCAACACUGUCACUUACAACACUUUGAUCAAUGGGUAUAGCCAACAGGGUGAUCAUGAGAUGGCGUAUAGGUUUUAUGAAGAUAUGGUCUUCAACGGGGUUAAGCGCGACGUUUUGACUUACAACGCGUUGAUACUGGGGCUGUGCAAACGAGGGAAGACGAAGAGAGCUGCGCAGUUUGUUAAGGAGCUUGAUAAGGAGAGUUUGGUGCCGAACUCGUCGACUUUCUGUGCGCUUAUAAUGGGACAGUGCGUGAGGAGAAAUGCAGACCGUGGCUUUGAGCUUUACAAGAGCAUGAUCAGGAGUGGAUGUUAUCCGAAUGAGCAAACGUUUAACGUGUUGGUUUCUGCUUUCUGUAAGAAUGAGGAUUUUGAUGGAGCAGGUCAAGUGUUGAGGGAGAUGGUCAGAAGAUCGAUUCCUCUUGAUUCGAGAACUGUUGAUCUGAUCUGCGAUGGACUGAAGCAUCAAGGGAGAGACCAACUUGUGAAAGAGUUGUUACAGGAGAUGGAAUCAAAAACUGGGAAGAAGAUGUUUGUUUAA
Messenger RNA from Microthlaspi erraticum, 1563 nucleotides. The record is from the annotation of a GenBank genome assembly. NCBI's taxonomy places the organism in Eukaryota, Viridiplantae, Streptophyta, Magnoliopsida, Brassicales, Brassicaceae.